Molecule: messenger RNA, 6270 nt
Organism: Boleophthalmus pectinirostris (great blue-spotted mudskipper)
Lineage: Eukaryota; Metazoa; Chordata; Actinopteri; Gobiiformes; Gobiidae
Product: ephrin type-B receptor 1
Exons: 17
Coding region: 164-3187 (1007 amino acids)
Biological process (GO): axon guidance; protein phosphorylation; cell surface receptor protein tyrosine kinase signaling pathway
Cellular component (GO): plasma membrane; neuron projection
Molecular function (GO): protein binding; transmembrane-ephrin receptor activity; ATP binding
Source: RefSeq, a predicted model, not a curated record
ACGCUGUCACACAUUGUUUACUACGGCUUGAGAUGGGACUCACUUCGUCGCGGGGCUAGCCUCUGAGAAACGGACGGAUUCUCGUGUUGUUUUACGCGCACCUUGCGUGUUCCUACUUGUUUUUGGGGGGACCGUGCUGUGGAGACUAUAUCACCCUCCUGCCAUGACGGGGGAUUUGUGUGCGCUUUUAUGCGCGCUGGUCAUCACGUCCUCUGCGAUGGAAGAGACAUUGAUGGACACGCGGGUGGCCACAGCGGAAUUGGGCUGGACAGCAUACCCAAACUCAGGGUGGGAGGAGGUGAGCGGCUACGACGAGAACCUCAACACCAUCCGGACUUACCAGGUGUGUAACGUGUUUGAGCCCAGCCAAAACAACUGGCUCCUCACCACCUUCAUCGACCGACGGGGAGCACAGCGCAUCUACGUGGAGAUCCGCUUCACAGUACGGGACUGUAGCUCCAUACCCAACGUCCCAGGGUCCUGCAAAGAGACCUUUAACCUUUACUACUAUGAGACGGACGCUGUAAUAGCCACCAAAGGAACUGCAUUUUGGAUGGAGGCUCCUUAUCUGAAAGUGGACACGAUAGCAGCAGACGAGAGCUUCUCCCAGGUGGACUUUGGUGGACGACUUAUGAAAGUUAACUCAGAGGUACGAAGUUUCGGGCCUUUGUCGAAAAACGGUUUCUACUUAGCUUUUCAGGACUAUGGGGCGUGCAUGUCACUUCUGUCUGUCCGAGUUUUUUAUAAGAAGUGCCCGAGCGUGGUCCAAAACUUUGCCAUUUUUCCCGAGACGAUGACGGGAGCAGAGAGCACCUCGCUGGUCAUCGCCAGAGGGAUGUGCAUAGCCAAUUCUGAAGAAGUGGAUGUCCCUAUAAAGCUGUACUGUAAUGGAGAUGGAGAGUGGAUGGUGCCUAUUGGGAGCUGCACGUGUAAGGCUGGAUUUGAGCCGGACAAUGGGAACGUAUGCCGCGCCUGUCCUCCGGGUACGUUCAAGUCGAGUCAGGGUCCAGGCCUGUGUCUGCAGUGUCCUCCCAACAGCCGCUCCACGUCUGAGGCCGCCACCAUCUGUGUGUGUCGCAACGGAUACUACAGAGGGGACGGAGACCAGCCCGACCAGCCCUGCACAAGUGUCCCGUCCAGCCCGCGAAACGUCAUCUCAUUUGUGAACGAGACUUCGGUGAUCCUGGAGUGGCACUCACCUCGAGAGACAGGCGGCCGCAGCGACGUGGUCUACAACAUCGUGUGCAGGAAAUGCCGCGCCGACCGCCGCUCGUGCUCGCACUGUGACGAGAACGUGGAGUUUGUACCGAGGCAGCUGGCCCUCACCGAUACCAGAGUGUUCAUCAGUAACCUGGUGGCUCAUACGCUCUACAGCUUUGAGAUUCAAGCUGUGAACGGCGUGAGCAAUAAGAGCCCGUACCCGGCGCAGCAUGUCACCAUAGACAUCACCACCAACCAGGCCGCUCCUUCGAUUGUUCCCAUCAUGCACCAGAUCAGCUCCACCAUGAAUAGCUUCACACUGUCAUGGCCGCAACCCGAGCAGCCCAACGGCAUCAUCCUGGACUACGAGCUACGCUACUACGAGAAGGACCACGCUGAGAUCAACUCCACCGUCCUGCGCAGUCAGACCAACACGGCGCGGGUGGAGGGCCUGCGCUCGGGUACAGUCUACGUGGUGCAGGUGCGCGCUCGGACCGUGGCGGGCUUUGGCAAAUUCAGCAGCAAGAUGUGCUUUCAAACCCUGACAGAUGAUGACUUCAAGUCGGAGCUGAGGGAGCAGCUACCCCUGAUUGCAGGUUCGGCGGCCGCAGGAGUGGUCUUCAUCGUGUCCCUGGUGGCCAUCUCCAUAGUGUGCAGCAGGAAAAGGGCGUACACCAAGGAGGCCGUGUACAGUGACAAGUUGCAGCACUACAGCACGGGCAGAGAACUCUCUUUGCGAGCCGACAUGUCUAACUGCCCCUCCCCACUGGGCUGCCCGACCCACUUCUCAGGCUCCCCCGGGAUGAAGAUAUACAUCGACCCCUUUACCUACGAGGACCCCAACGAGGCGGUGCGCGAGUUUGCCAAGGAGAUCGACGUCUCAACGGUCAAGAUCGAGGAGGUCAUUGGAGCAGGUGAAUUUGGAGAGGUGUACAAAGGUCGAUUAAAACUUCCUGGGAAACGAGAGAUCUACGUGGCCAUCAAGACUCUGAAGGCCGGCUAUGUGGACCAGCAGAGGAGGGACUUCCUGUCUGAGGCGUCCAUUAUGGGCCAGUUUGACCAUCCCAACAUCAUCCGCCUGGAGGGUGUGGUGACCAAGAGUCGGCCCGUCAUGAUCGUCACAGAGUUUAUGGAGAACGGAGCGCUUGACUCGUUUCUCAGGCAAAACGACGGUCAGUUCACAGUCAUCCAGCUGGUGGGGAUGAUGCGUGGGAUCGCCGCUGGGAUGAAAUACCUCUCCGAAAUGAACUAUGUCCACCGUGACCUUGCCGCACGCAACAUCCUCGUCAACAGCAACCUGGUGUGCAAAGUGUCCGACUUUGGGCUUUCACGCUACUUACAGGAGGACACUUCUGACCCCAGCUACACCAGCUCUCUGGGUGGAAAGAUUCCAGUGAGAUGGACAGCACCAGAGGCCAUCGCGUACAGGAAAUUCACCUCGGCCAGUGACGUGUGGAGCUACGGCAUCGUCAUGUGGGAGGUGAUGUCAUUCGGAGAGCGGCCGUACUGGGACAUGUCCAACCAGGACGUGAUCAAUGCUAUAGAGCAGGACUACAGGCUGCCCCCACCCAUGGACUGCCCCAGCGCGCUGCACCAACUGAUGCUGGACUGUUGGCAGAAAGACCGUAAUGUCCGACCACGCUUCACUGACAUCGUCAGCACCCUGGACAAGAUGAUUCGAAACCCCACCAGCCUCAAAGCUAUCGCUAACAUCCCUGCAGUGCCUUCUCAGCCACUGUUGGACAGGUCCAUCCCUGACUUCAACACAUUCAGCUCGGUGGAGGAUUGGCUUGCUGCCAUUAAGAUGAGCCAGUACCGAGACAACUUCCUCAACUCAGGCUUCACAUCUCUGCAGCUGGUGGCUCAGAUGACCUCAGAGGACUUGCUAAGGAUAGGUGUGACUCUGGCGGGCCACCAGAAGAAGAUCCUGAGUAAUGUGCAGACCAUGAGGGUGCAGAUGAGCCAGUCCCCGUCCACGUUGGCAUGACUACAAGAGGCGCUGUGCCACGGAGCGGGCAGCAUUCGGAGGACCACCGACAACAGCCCCCGAAUGACCCCCCCUCCGUCGGAACGCGCCAGAAUCGAGACUAUUGUCUUAAUCUAAAUGGUCACGUGUCUACAAGAGGAGAGCAGGGUCUACACUACCACAGCUAUCACCAAUCCAAACCAGGAAGUAAACCAGGAAGUUCAGGGUGCAACGCGUUACUGUUUCUCCAUUCAUAAAGACACAUGCUGCUGUGGUUUUGGAACUCCAUUUACCGUCAUAUCUGCAGCAUCAGUACAGGGAACAUAUAUUUCCAGAGUGUUUGGUAAAAGAUAUAUUGUACCUCUAUAUUAUCUGGACUAGACCAUGUUAAAACUGUAACCAGAAAUGUGAGACAUUUACAACCAACAACGUGUGACCUGUGAUGUUGCCCAUACUGUCGUCAAUGUGUGCAAUGAAGAGGCCUUGGUCUGGUCCAGAAAUAUGCUCAAGAAGAAGAAGCAAUCAGCAGAAAGACUGUCUAUAGAAUUACAGGGAUGUAUAGUGGAGCACCAUGGUCAAUUCACCUCACAGUCAUAGUUUGCUCGUUUUACAUUGAAAAUAAUGUAUUGUUGAAUUUCUGGUGACAGAGCUUAGUUCUAUUUUUGUCUUCAUCCGAUCGUUUGUACUUGUCACUAUAACCAGAUCCACCCACGUGUCUGAACUCAACACUACCUGUGGAGUGGGCUGCCAAAGGACUUUUGAACCAGCCCUAGAUUCAGAGAAUAUAAAUAUGUUUAUCUCUUGCUAAUUAUGAUUAUUAACUUCUAUAAUAACCUUCAUAUUGAAGGUGGUAUGUAAGAAUAUGUAUGUACAGAACUAUCUGCUUGCAUUUUGGCAACGACUUGUUUGUUGAUUAGAUUGUGUUAGAUACAUGCAAUGUGUAGGUUCCCACUGUGCCCUAGCUCCUUGUGACUGACUGUUCAAAGGACACAGGGUGCUCUCAUUUAUCCAGGGGCACAUGGACUAUCCAGUACAGAGAAAUAUGUUACUGAGUCGGUCUAGUAGAUCUAAGUAUGAGUAGGACUUGUAGGAGAUCUAAUGACAAAUGUCCAUCUAUUGAGAACUUGAGCUCAUGUUAAAUGUGGGUGUGCACAUGCUGUCUCUUGCUGGUGAGCACUUGCUUGUACAGAAAUGUUUUAUGUUUUCUUCAUCUGUUGUUUGUGUCGAGUGCUCAGCACCAAUGGAAGAUGGAGGAGGAUCAGAGCCUCGCCAGGCCAAAUCCACAAUGGAGAACCUCUUUUUGUAUGCUGUCCAAGCUGUGGAUUUAUACCUAUAGACAUACACCAGUCAGGCAUAACACUAUGACCACCCGCUCAGUCAUCUUUAUAUUCUAGAACCACAUGAGCUCUACUACACUGUCCCACAUGCAACCAAUUGUGAAGCACUGUGUCUUUUGAUACCUUUGUAAUAGAACCAGACUUUUUAAUUCACAUUGGCUAGAGAUAUUAUACUUCACAUCGCUCACUCUCUUCUCAUCCUUAAUAGACCACAUUUUUAAUUGAAUUAAAGGUUUUAAAGAAACAACAAUAGAAUAUGGCAUAUGACAGCGCGAGGCUAAACUCAUUUCCAUUAAACACUGAAAAUGGAAUGUUCUUUUUCCUACAAGACGAAAACAUAGUACACUGUAAAAUCUAAUAAGGUCUUACUUGAAAACAUCUAGGAAACCGAUUGCCUUGAAAUAUCUGCCUAAAGUGGACUGUGAAUUUAAAGUUGAACUCCAAGUAAUUCCUCAGUGUAGUGUACAGUAAAUUCCUCUUUCAUCUAACAGGCACAGCAAGUUAAGUGAACUUUAGUUUUCAUUGACAGAAGUCAUUUUGUGAAGCUGUUGCCAACUAAUCAGUCAGGUCCUUAAAUCUGAACUAUAUAGUAACCUUUACUUUAAGAGUAACUUCAUCUUACUUGGCAAAACCAUCGAAAUCAUGCCUUGAAUUGAGCAAGUAAAUGUUACUUAUAUACACAAGUUUGAGUAAAAACAGGUUCUAUUCUACAUAAUGCCAUUUAGAUCUGCAUCAGGUACACGAGGAUUUGAAUACUUAUUAGUCUUUGAAAAAAUCAUAGCAAAACUUUGGUACAGCUUAAGCUCAAACAAAUCAUAACAUGUGUAACAAUAAAAUAAUAAAGUUCAAUCAUUCCAUGUCAACUCAACCAAGGCCCCUUUGGUCUCAAAAAAUGCUGGAAGAAACAAAACAGGUGCACAGGUGUAAUCGAGCACAGACUGAAUGAACAGAGGGAGGAUAUAGGGACGGCCCUGGGAGGUUUAGGGAACGAGUGGCAGCUGUAGGAAAAACACAGCGGUAGCAAAAGAAGGACCGGAACAGACUCGUCUCAUUCAAGUUGAUCUUAGUCUAACUGACAAGUAAUGUGCUUGUCAGUUUGUCGAACCCUAGAGUUAGAUUUUACAGUGUAAAGGUAUAUGAAUCAUUUUGGUUAUGUAAUUAUGUUUUUUUUUUUUUUUUCAGUCACUCAAAUAUAGGCUACUCUCUUAUCAUUAAACAUUUCACUCUUUGUAGACUAUCCCUGGACAACUUUUGAUACAAUACUGAACACCAUAACCCCCCACAAGAACUCCAUAACAGUCAUCAUUUUGACUUUAUUUUACUGCAAAAUAUUCACAAACAUAGAAAUGCCUCGCCUCUCCAGUGGUCAUAAUGAAAUGCCUGAUUGCUGUUUACCUUCAAAACUGUGGAUUUUACACUUUAUACGAAGCACGUAACAUAUUCACAAGUACACCUGAGUCGACCACCGCUGCGAGACGGAACAGGACCAAUUGAAGGGGACCUAUCUUAUGGUACAGAUGAAUUGAGCAAGCUGUUAGCUGUUAGCCUGCACUUUCACUCUUCUUCUUUUGUGUGUGUGCGAGUACGGGAGUGAAUGGCAGCCAUGUUUAGUGUACAUCAAUGUGUGUGCACCGGUACAUCGUUUUCCUUUCUGUAUAGCAAAACCACUUGUAAAUUGUGAAGUAUGUGUCAAAGAGUUUGUAAGAUGUAACUUUCUGAGAACUAUUGUACUAAAAAUGCACUCAAUAAACGCCUUGGGAAAAACAA